This is a messenger RNA of Zophobas morio, 1311 nucleotides long. Its product is annotated as tubulin beta chain-like. Bases 4 to 1311 code for a protein of 435 amino acids. Gene Ontology annotation, biological process: mitotic cell cycle; microtubule cytoskeleton organization. The transcript is spliced from 5 exons. Gene Ontology annotation, molecular function: structural constituent of cytoskeleton; GTPase activity; GTP binding. Lineage: Eukaryota; Metazoa; Arthropoda; Insecta; Coleoptera; Tenebrionidae. The record is from RefSeq and is a predicted model, not a curated record. Gene Ontology annotation, cellular component: cytoplasm; microtubule.
AAAAUGCCUGAAAUACUCCACCUCCAAGUGGGUCAAUGUGGAAACCAAAUAAGCACUGAGUUCUGGAAAACGAUAUCCCAGGAACAUGGAAUUCAGGAAGAUGGAACUUUUACAGGUAAUUCUUGCCAAAAAGAAAGGUUAGAUGUCUAUUUCAAUCCUGGAAGAAACAAUAAGUGGGUCCCACGAGCUGUAUUAGUGGACUUGGAACCAGGGACGACUGACGUAAUAAAACAAAGUAAGUACGGAACACUUUUUCAUCCAGACAACAUUGUUUGUGGCGAGUCUGGAGCAGGGAACAACUGGGCGAAAGGCUUCUAUACAGAAGGCGCUGAACUAGCAGAGAGCGUUUUGGAAGUUAUUCGCAAGGAAACGGAACGGACGGAGUGCUUGCAAGGCUUUCAACUUACCCACUCUUUAGGCGGUGGAACUGGUUCAGGCCUUGGAACUUUAUUGCUUUCCAAAAUAUGUGAAGAAUAUCCUGAUCGCAUGAUGUGCACUUACUCUAUAGUGCCUUCGCUUCAAAAUUCCGACACUGUCGUUGAGCCAUACAAUUCUGCUUUUUCCAUGCAUCAGUUGAUUGAGCAUUCCAAUCAGACAAUUUGUUUAGACAAUCAAGCGCUGUACAACAUUUGCACCAAAACACUUAAACUUUCCAGCCCCAGUUUUGCUAAUAUGAACGAGCUGAUUUCUAAAGUAAUGUCCGGGGUCACCACUUGCUUGCGCUUUCCCGGCCAGCUAAAUGCCGACCUACGUAAGUUGGCAGUCAACAUGGUACCUUUUCCCCGGCUUCAUUUUUUGCUGUGCGGCCACGCUCCUUUGCUUUCGAGCAGUUCUAGAUCAUUUGAGAAUGUAACUGUUUUUGACCUGUUGCAGCAACUCUUUAACGCUGACAAUAUGAUGGUUGCCUGUAACCCGACCCAAGGAAAGUACCUUACCGUAGCGGCUAUGUUUCGUGGUAAGAUGCCCAUGACAGUAGCUGAAGAGCGUCUUCUUGAAAUUCAAAAGAAACAGGCGGACAACUUUGUAUACUGGAUUCCAAAUAACGUUAAAACUGCGUUUUGUGAUGUAAAUCCUUUAAAUGAAUUGAUGGCAGCUACUUUCCUUGGAAACAGUACAUCGCUACAAAGCCUCUUUAUCAGACUUAAAGAUCAGUUUUCAGCAAUGUUUAAAAGGAAAGCUUAUAUACAUUGGUACACUAAUGAAGGUAUGGAUGAGAUGGAAUUCACGGAAGCAGAAGAAAAUAUUAUUGACUUAAUUUCGGAGUAUCAACAAUAUGAAAGAGCUGAUGAUAACUGUAGUGAAGAGGAAUAA